Molecule: messenger RNA, 1955 nt
Organism: Suhomyces tanzawaensis NRRL Y-17324
Lineage: Eukaryota; Fungi; Ascomycota; Pichiomycetes; Serinales; Debaryomycetaceae
Product: chaperonin-containing T-complex subunit
Exons: 1
Coding region: 218-1819 (533 amino acids)
Biological process (GO): protein folding
Cellular component (GO): chaperonin-containing T-complex
Molecular function (GO): ATP hydrolysis activity; ATP-dependent protein folding chaperone; ATP binding
Source: RefSeq, a predicted model, not a curated record
GAUUCCUCCGUCAAAUUUUCACCGCGACGGCGACAAAAAUUUACUGAUCCACUCUUCACUCCCUCCAGGUAUAUCCCAUCACCAGGCCCUUAUUCCUAGUCCACCGUUCCCAUAACACCCCAGCGGCACUACCGAGACCUGCAGCUUUGAUUUGCAAAAAAAACCAAGUUUCUACCUCCACAAACGCCCCAGUAAUAGCCACACACAAAACUCCACCAUGGCCCAAGUACAACCAAGAGCAAUUGCUCCUUCCAAUGCCACGUUCAAAGACAAAGAAAAGCCCCAGGAGGUAAGGAGAUCCAACAUCUUGGCUGCCAGAGCCGUUUCCGACGCCAUCAGAACCUCGUUGGGCCCCAAAGGAAUGGACAAAAUGAUCAAAACUGGCAGUGGCGAAAUCAUAAUCUCCAAUGAUGGUGCUACCAUCUUGAAGCACAUGGCAGUGUUGCACCCAGCAGCCAGAAUGUUGGUGGACGUCAGCGCCGCCCAGGAUAUCGAAGCUGGUGACGGUACCACCUCGGUUGCAAUUUUGACUGGAGCUUUCCUUGGAGCCGCUGACCGUUUAUUGAACAAAGGUAUCCACCCCACCCUCAUCGCAGAGUCCUUCCAGAGAGCCGCCAAGAGAUCGUGCGAAAUCUUGUUGGACAUGUCUUACAAGAUCCAGCUCGACGACAGAGAACAGUUAAUCAGAGCCGCAUCUACUUCGUUAUCAUCGAAAAUUGUUUCCCAGCAUUCUUCCAUCUUGUCACCAUUGGCAGUGGAUUCUGUGUUGAAGGUCAUCAACGAAGAGCAGAACAACGUCGACUUGAACGACAUCAGAUUAAUCAAGAAGGUGGGAGGAACCAUCGACGACACCCAAUCGAUCAAGGGCGUUGUGUUAACCCAGAACGUCGUCAAGAGCGCUGGUGGACCCACCAGAGUUGAAAAGGCCAAGAUUGGUUUGGUACAGUUCCAGUUGUCCCCUCCAAAGCCUGACAUGGAAAACAAUGUCGUGGUCAACGACUACAGACAAAUGGACAAGAUCUUGAAGGAAGAAAGAGCCUACUUAUUGAACAUUUGUAAGAAGAUCAAAAAGUCGAAGUGUAACGUUUUGUUGAUUCAAAAGUCCAUUUUGAGAGAUGCCGUCAAUGACUUGGCGUUGCAUUUCCUCUCCAAGUUGAACAUUAUGGUCAUCAAGGACAUCGAGAGAGAUGAGGUCGAGUUUUUGGCCAAGUCCACUGGAUGCAAGCCUAUUGCUGAUAUCGACAAUUUCACUGAAGACAGAUUGGGUUCUGCUGACUUGGUCGAAGAGGUCGAAAGCUCCGGCUCCAAGAUCGUCAAGAUUACCGGCAUUACCUCCAAGAACAUCAAGCCUUCGGUGUCUGUGAUCGUCAGAGGUGCCAACCAAUUGGUGUUGGACGAGGCCGAGAGAUCCAUCCACGAUGCCUUGUGUGUUAUCAGAUGUUUGGUCAAGGAGAAGGCCCUUAUUGCCGGAGGUGGUGCCCCAGAAAUCGAGGUUUCCAAGACUUUGAUGAAGGAGUCCCACACCUUGGUUGGUGUCGAACAGUUCGUUUACCAGGAGUUCGCCAGUGCCUUGGAGGUGAUUCCUACCACCUUGGCCGAAAACGCCGGUUUGAACCCAAUUAACGUGGUGACUGACUUGAGAAACAGACACGAAAACGGUGAAAAGAACGCCGGGAUCUCUGUGAGAAGAUCGGGUGCCUCUAAUACCUACGACGAGCAUGUGUUGCAGCCAGUAUUGGUCAGCACCAGUGCCGUCACCUUGGCUUCAGAAUGUGUCAAGUCCAUUCUUAGAAUCGACGAUAUCACCUUCAGUCGUUAGGCCACCCAUUCUUAGAUCCGUCAGUUUUCCGAAGCGACGAAUCACCUCUGUCGUAAGACCCCACCAGCGAUGCUAAAUCUUAUAGAAUACGACACAACAUCUCCAGUAUAUAUUAACAAUACAAACCAUCGUGGAA